Molecule: messenger RNA, 1131 nt
Organism: Cryptomeria japonica (Japanese cedar)
Lineage: Eukaryota; Viridiplantae; Streptophyta; Pinopsida; Cupressales; Cupressaceae
Product: DUF724 domain-containing protein 6-like
Exons: 2
Coding region: 1-1131 (376 amino acids)
Source: RefSeq, a predicted model, not a curated record
AUGAGUAGUCUAAAAAAAGGUGAGAAGGUAGAAGUUUUCCGUGAUGAAGAAGGUUUUAGUGGAGUCUGGUUCUUAGCAACUAUUGUAAGGAAGGUUGGAGCAAAUUUUGUUGUUGAAUUCAAGGAUUUGAUGUCUGAUGAUGGGAAAUCAAAACUGAAUGAGACUGUGGAGGCUCGUCAGAUAAGGCCUCAGCCACCUAAUCUCAAUAGACAGCACUUUGAGCUUCAUGAAAAAGUUGAUGCAUAUGACCGAGAUGGGUGGUGGGAAGGAAUUAUAGACAAUGUCUUAGCAGACAACAAUUAUGUUGUUUAUUUCCCCCAGAUUCUGCAGAAAUCAGAGUACCAUAUAUCUCAUCUCCGUCUUCACCUGGAGUGGGUCCAUGGCAAAUGCCUUCAGCCUUCAGAGACCCAGGGAUUAAAUCAGUUGCAUCCAAUGCCUCUCCAAUCAUAUCAUGAAAAUGUGCAAUGCAUGUCUUCAAGUCCAGAAAAAAGAUCUACUAGAGCCAAAAACAUGUCUUUGAAACCAGAUAAAAGAUCUAGCAGAGUCAAAACCAUAUCUUUGAAACCAGAGAGAAGAUCUACCAGAGCCAAUAAAAGGCAAGGCGAAGCCAAUGAUUGUGGACUCUCACUAGAAGAUAAGGCAGGUGCUCAAUGCAGUUCCUUUCAAAAUCCAGUGAACAAGCUAACUAAAAAGUCAGCAGAAAGAAAGAGUGGAAAUAAUGUUCCCUUUGACAAUGGUUCUUCUGACAAAGGGAAAAUGGAUACAGGGGGAACAGAAUUAAAAGUUAAUCCUGAAAUGCCUAACAUUCUUAAUAUGAGAAGAGAAGUUCAAGAAGCAACAGGCUCCCAUUCUAAACAUGAGACCAAAUUUCCAAUGACUAUUCCUUGUCUUGAGUUUGUUGGGGAAGCCAUUGUUGGUUAUCCAGAUAAUGUCUGUGAGAUACACACAAAAGCAAGUUUGAAACAGAUAGAGAAGCUUGCUUAUCGUUCAUCACUCAUGGCAUUGUAUCUUCAAGGAGUUCAUACAUGGAAAAGAGAAAUGCUCCUUACAGAGCUCAGGCAGGUCCUACAUAUUACUACUGAGGAGCAUGCGAAUGUACUUACUCACAUAACCUCUGGUCAAUAUGACUGA